Molecule: messenger RNA, 2319 nt
Organism: Mya arenaria
Lineage: Eukaryota; Metazoa; Mollusca; Bivalvia; Myida; Myidae
Product: C-type lectin domain family 17, member A-like
Exons: 5
Coding region: 15-554 (179 amino acids)
Molecular function (GO): signaling receptor activity
Source: RefSeq, a predicted model, not a curated record
CUCGCGAAUGCAAAAUGAAGUUCGUAAUGAUUCUUGCCUUCAGCUUUAUUUUAAAAGUUGCCUUAGGUAACACCGUUCUUCAAAGUUCCUGCCAAUUGGACCUAGAAACAACUGUGUCAAAGAGUUUGGAACUAUUGAAAAACGCUCUUGGGAGAGCAGGAGAAUGUUCACCCACGUGUCCAAAUGGGUGGCUGUCUUACGAGAGCUCCUGUUUUUUGUUUGGAAAUGCUCCUUCGACGUUUGCAGAUGCCGAGACCUUUUGUGAAGACAGAGACAGUCACCUUGUCUAUAUCAAAGACAAUUCAGAAAACACAUUCCUCAAAGACACUGCUCGUGAAAUGAAACCUCGCCACUGGUGGAUUGGUCUGACGGACAAGGUUGUCGACGGCGAAUGGCUCUGGGGCGAUGGAUCAGAAACGACAUUUACUGAUUGGCACACAAACGAGCCGAAUGGUGACGGAGAAUGUGGUCAUUUACAUUACGGUGCAGACUACGCAUGGAAUGACGUUUCGUGUACUCAUAGUUCAAACCCUUCUCCGAUUUGCGAAAAAUAGUUCACUUGAUCGAUUCAUUUCUCUUAGAGAUGUUUCUAUAUGGUCUAGUUAAGAAACCAGAAAAUGAAAAAGUACGUUACAUUGUGAUGAAAUUCAUUCAAUAAGAACCACAUGCGAUAACAUAAUGACGCCAUUAUAACAUUGUUUCUUCACAUACAUAAGAACGAGGGAAUGUAUGUCAUUAAGACAAGAAUUUAUACCAUUUAUUUGUUCUUACUGAAAGAUAUAUAUCUAAGGCAAUGAUGUAAACGUCAUUUCUUUUAACCAUAAUGUACAGGCGCCGUACUCAUUAAGCAUGUUAAGACAUUUCCUAUUUUAAUGUAAAUUUCUAAAAAUAUGCAUAGUCAAAUUAAAAAAAAAUGUAUAAAUGUUUAUAAUAUAAGAGUAUAUUUGUGUUUUUUUUAUUUCAUAUGACUAAAGACAAUUUUACGUUAGAAAACGACAUAGAAAGUAUUAUGAAUACCGCACUAGUAUUGUAAUGUAUUUCAGCAUGACCAUUUGGGAAUACACUUUAGUAAUCGUAUUUUCUUCUACGGAACCUUUAAGAAUAACACAAAAGUAAUGGUAUCUCCUUUGAAGGGACCACUGGGGAAUAUACCACAGUUAUGGUAUUACCUUCGAAAGGAAAAAGCCAUUAGCGAGAUUCCUUCAUUUAUAUAUAUUAACAGAACUGUGUGACUGUGGUGAUCAAAAGUAUUGUUUCUGUUAAGGCUUUGUAACUUGAUAACAUCCCAAUUUAAGUUUAUUCUGAUUGAUAGCACAUGUUUAGUAAUAUUAUCUUUCUAUAAUGUAAAAUAAAUCGGAUAAACAACAGAAGCUCAUCAAUUGUUUACCGACUUUUUAGAUAGAUUUAUUAUCAAGCACUGGUACAUUUUCCCGAUAGUAUAUAUGAGAUUCAUAUAACUUAUCUCAACGCCUAAAUAAUACUGUUAUGGAAAUGCGUGGUAGUGAUAUUAAAAAAAACACCUUUGUUAUAAAGUCAUACUGCCGUUUAAACGCCUUUGUUCAUUGUAAUCAUUAAAAACAUAUCUUUUUACUCACGUGUUAAAGUAUGUGUAAUGUAAAGAAAGUGUUUGUAACAGGAAAAAAAUCAACAUUAUGUAAUGAAAAACAACUGUAAAUAAAUAAAUAAUACAGUAUAUAAUUGGGAACUGGUAGAUACUGUUUUCUUUCGUUAAAAAACGCAAAAUGAAUUCAAUGUUACUUAAUAAGACAGGAAAAAGUUUUACGUCGUCCGUUUGAAUAAGACAAUAACACCAGUAACAACUAACAUCGACACAUCAUGUUAUGUAAGAUUUAAGAAAAUAGAACUACGAUUUGCUUCAACGAAUAUGUAUCCGUGUAAAUAUUGUUUGAUAGAGAAGGGUGUAUUGACUUUAAAUUAUUAUCUUUUUAAAAUCAGAAUUAGUUUGAACAAUUUGUACUCAAGUAUUAUGUUUGUGGGUAAGAAAGAAAAAUAGAAAAAAUCUAUUAUUUGUAACUGAUAACACGCAGAAAUAACGAGAUUGGGAGAAUUGGAAUUUGAAUUUUCUAUAUAUGUUAAUUAGCUUUGUUUAAAUGUGCUGCAUUUAAGAUAUACAGCAAAUAUGUGUGUUAUUGUCACACAUUUUUACAUAGUAUUUGAAACUUCCUUAAUGUACAUGUAUUUGGGCAUACAAAUAAUUGUGUACGCAUUUCAUUCCAAGCUUUAUUUACAAAGCACAAUUUAUACAUAAUUACGCUCAAUAAUAAGUUGUGUAUGUAGUAGUAACACAGUUUUUGUGUA